Messenger RNA from Etheostoma spectabile (orangethroat darter), 2886 nucleotides. RefSeq names its product leucine rich repeat containing 38a (gene lrrc38a). The transcript has 2 exons. Lineage: Eukaryota; Metazoa; Chordata; Actinopteri; Perciformes; Percidae. Gene Ontology annotation, cellular component: voltage-gated potassium channel complex. Gene Ontology annotation, molecular function: transmembrane transporter binding; potassium channel activator activity; voltage-gated potassium channel activity. The record is from RefSeq and is a predicted model, not a curated record. Bases 335 to 1210 code for a protein of 291 amino acids.
UCACAUCCCCCCCCCCCUCCCACUCUCUUGCACACUCUGUCUUUUGCUCCUCCCAUCUCUUCCCUCAAAGCCAGCAGGCUGCUAUUUGAUCCAGACUGCUUGUUACAUGAUCUCCUGGAAUACAAAGCUCCCUGGCUACUCCAUGGCUUUUCGGGUUGUUCUCGCGUUGCGAUGACGAGAGCGCGAAAGGAUGCCAGCGCCACGCUGAGCCUACAUCGGCUGGCCUUUCCUUCCCCUUCCUUUAUAUCUGUGCGUUUCCCUGACCUCCCUUCUUACCCCAUGCUGAGACCCCCUCCUCCCCAAUCUCCUAGUUAACGUUGCCGCCCCCUUGACAAUGAUACCAUGCGUUAGCUGGCUGCAGCCUUUCCUUGCCUUGAUCUCCUCCUCCUUGCUUACGCGAGGCCAAAUCUGCCCAUCCAGCUGUUUGUGUCCAGACCACCACACUGUGAACUGCACCAACCAAGGUCUAACCAGAGUCCCAGACCCGAUCCCUCUGGGUGUUCGCCGUCUCCUGCUCUCCAACAACUGGAUUCCCUGGAUUCCUUCCGACUUCUUAGUUCUCUACAGCGAUCUGGUCUACCUCGACCUGAGGAAUAACUCCCUCUCCCAGCUGGAGCCAGGUACACUGAGCACUUCCUCUAGAUUAGUCUUCUUGGACCUGGGGAGCAACAACCUGACGGAAAUCUCCUCGGGAACAUUUGGGGAGUCCAGGAGUCUCAUCAAACUACGAUUGGGGAACAACCCCUACCUAAACAUGGUAAGCAGGGAUGCUUUCACGGGGCUGACUUCUUUGAGGGAGCUGGAGCUGGAGAGGAAUGGGCUCACAGCGCUGGACGUCAUGGUCCUGGAAUCCCUGCCCUCCCUCCGGAUGCUACGUCUGGAUGGCAACCCCUGGCUUUGCAACUGCCACUUUGCCAAACUGUUUGUUUGGCUCACAGAGAACCACCACAAGCUACCAAAGGGUAUGGAGGGAAUAGAAUGCUCACUGCCUAUGGAUGGGCGUCGUGUUCCCCUGAGUUUACUCUCUGAAGACAGUUUUCAGAAGUGCCGUGGUACCCUCACCCUUACUGACUAUCUGAUCGUCAUCUUCUCCGGUAUCUCCGUCUCAGUAGCAGCCAUCGUGGCCAGCUUCUUCCUUGCUUCCACAGUCCAUUGCUUCCAGCGCCUCAGCAAAGGCAGCAAAGGAGACGAGGAGGACGGCAACGACUGAUGGGGAAAAGGGAAAUGGAUUAAAUCAAACACAAGUAUUUCACACAUAACUGUUGCUCAAUCGACAAAAUGUGACAGCCAGGAGUGAUUGUGGUGGUGGUGGUGGGGAGGUGGGGUUUUUAAAGGCAUUAAAUGUAAAGGCACAUCAAGAAAGCUCUUUACAUGUCAAAUCCAAGAUCACAAAUUAAUUGUCAUGAGAAUUACAGACUGGUUUGGGAAACGCCAGGUAUGCAUGACUCUGUGAACAGGUAUUGCAUUCACUGAAUGUAGCAAUUUCUGCUCUGGUGUACAGUACUGACUGAAGGGACACUGGUCUGUGCAAAGGCGUUGUCUCUGUAGCAUUGCACAGCGAUUACACCGUUUUUGAAAAAUAUAUGCAGUCCAAGUCAUUAAGACUGAUAUUAGCAAAUUUAUUCUUAAUGGAGGUAAAGGGACCCACGUGUGUUGUAGUGUUGGGAUUAUAGGGAAUCGAAGAUCAGCAGGAAAUAGAAGAUAUACAACCAUACACCAAACUGACUUUGCUGUGUCAGCCUCCCCAAACAGAAGUCUACAAACCAAUGUGAACAAUUUUACGCAAAGUGAGUUCUGCAGUUAUUACAUUUUAUUGUCAAAAUUUCCAUUUAAUGUCAAAUUAGAUGCUAAAAUGUUCGUCAAGAGAGGGGGGGGAUGACAUGCAGCAAAGGGGCCACAGGUCGGAGUCAAACCUGGGCCCCCUGCGUUGUGUGUAUUUAUGGGCGCCCGCUCUACCAACUGAGCUAUCAAGGCACCCCUCCAUUGGUCUUUUAAUAGUUAGAAUCUUGUACUUGAGGUUAUGUUUUUCUUGUUGCUUACAUUCAAACUCAAACUAGUUUGAUUAAUGUGUAAUGGUGAUAACUACAGAUUGUAGUGAUUUUACCAUUAGAUGCAUGUUCUCUUCUACAGUACAAUCAUAAUUAUAUCAACACUAUGCUGUUAUUACCAUUAAUCAUAUCAUUAGAUAAUAUUAACUAAUGCUUCAUGAAGAUUUGAGUUUGAUUAUAUUGUAGCUGCCUGGUUACUUUUUCAUCUUUUUAUAUCUGAAGAAAUACCAAAUGGAGAGGAAUACAUUAUUUAUUAUUAGCAAAAAAAGGCCAUCACCAUGGCCAAAAGUUAAAGCCAGAAGUGCCUUAAGAUGACUUAUGAAGGAUUUAGGGUAUUAGCAACUUUUGAUAUUUUAGGCUGACUCCAGCAUUUCUCAACCAUCACAAUUAUAUUUUUAGCAGUGUGGAGAAAGUUUUGAAACAGCAUUCAUGGCUUCAUGUAAAUUCUAUUUUUAAGCUAUUUCCUGUCUUAAUACAUUUUUAGGCAAGCACCUAUUUAUGUUGAAAAUGUCAUAAUUUAUUUCAAGGAAAACACAAUUCUGGUGGCAGGUAACAAUUAAAAAUAUAAAAAUAUAAUGGAAUAUAAUUCAGCAAGGGGGCUUUCGCAUCCGACUACACUUAAAGGUCCCAUGGCAUGAAAAUUAGUUUUUUAAACAAUAAUAUGCUUUCCCUUAGCCUGCCUAUGGUCCCCCAGUGGCCAGAAAUGGUGAUAGGUGUAGCCCGAGCCCUGGGUAUCCUGCUCUGCCUUUGAGAAAAUGAAAGCUCAGAUGGGCCGAUCUGGAACUUGCCCCUUAUAAGGUCAUAAGGAGCAAGGUUACCUCCCCUUUCUCUAUUUUGC